AUGACAACUUCUCCCUUCCUACUGAACCUCUGGACAUCUUCCCCAAUUUGUCCAAAGUUCUCCUGCACCUCGCUGGGGGGCUCGUUUUUCAUGAUCAUGUUCGUGAACAGCUUCUCGCGAUGGAUGAAGCUGUACGGCAUGAGGCGUAAGUCGGACACCCUCGCCUUCGUCAAGAAGUUCCUCGCCGACAUGAGUGGCACCGGCGUCCCUCGUUCUUUCCGGAUGGACAACGGGGGGGAAUUCGUCAGCCGCGACUUCAUCGCCUUCUGCGACAACGCCGGCAUCCGCCGUACGUACACGGCGCCGGGCACCCCGCAGCAGAAUGGUCCGGCGGAGAGUGCGAUUCGCGUGAACAAGGCCGGCCACGCCGCUCGACUCGAGGCACGCCGCCUGUUCCCCAAGAUCGACUUCACCCGCGUCCCCGGCUUCGGACGCGAUGGCGAGCGACUCCGGCUAGAGUCGUGUCACUGGGCUGCCGGCGGCUUCAACCGUUCUCCGACCAAGGCAAACGUCGGGUACAAGUCGCCGUACGAGCUCUUCACCGGUCGCCCGCCCCCGCUCCAGAUCGUCCCCUUCUCUCAGUCGGGGUACAUGCGUGUGAUGCGCGCGCGGAAGAUGGAUCCCCAGGCAGUGCUGUGCUGCUACCUCAACAACGGCGACAACCAUCACGAGUCGGCGGUCAAGGCGCCGCCGGCAACUUCCACACAACCAUCGCCGGCGGCGCCGUCUACCGCAGCCACCCCAUCGCCAACGGCCACCGCGUCGCCUGCAAUGCCACCUGCAACGCCACAGUUCACCACCACCGCGCCGCCUGCAACGCCGUUCGCCGUCGUGCCACCGUCUCCCGCCGUCGCGCCGCUCGGUGCCGCGUCAUCGACCAACAUGCCGCCGCUCACUACGAGGAUCAUCCGUGAAUUAGACGUGGGGCGCGGGGACAUGAGGGUUUCUGGGCGCACGAGGGCAGCCGCUAAGGACAGGGGGGCCGAGCGGUCGACGUCACCUGGCGGGAGCGGUCCCGCCCACCGCUUCGGGCUUGUAUCCCUACAGCACAAGGCAACGCUCCUGUCGACUCUCACCACUCGCGGCGUCGUCGAUAGGGGGAGAAAGGAGAUCCCGAGUUCAGCCGGAGGACGUGAAGGAGCGGAGCCGGGGGGGCGAGAGCGUGGGGGCAAAAAACCAGAAGGACUGGGUGAAGAAGUCCCAUUUGCGUGCGCCACCUUGCUUGCCUCCCGCGAGGACAUUGAUCGCGCGAUGAUGGAUAUAGAUCCUCCGGAAGUGGCACCGGACUUGCCACAGUGCUACGCGAGCGACUUGCGCGUGCCCAAAACCGAUAGGGAGGCUGUGUCCUCUCAACAUGCUGACUUGUGGAUACACUCUGUAGAGAAGGAGUGCAGAGAUCCUCCGGAAGUGGCACCGGACUUGCCACAGUGCUACGCGAGCGACUUGCGCGUGCCCAAAACCGAUAGGGAGGCUGUGUCCUCUCAACAUGCUGACUUGUGGAUACACUCUGUAGAGAAGGAGUGCAGAGGUCUGAUGGAGGCUGAUUGUGGAGAGACGUAUGCACCAACUGUAGCGGUUUCUAGCGUUCGCUUGUUGGCAGCGAUGGCAUGUGGGCAAAAUCUUUCUCGUCAUUUUGACAUCAAGCAAGCAUUUGUCCAGUCGGACUUGGAUGAGGAUGUUUUCAUGCGCCUGCCAGAGGGGUGUGGCUUGAAGCUUUCAGAGUUUGACCAGGAUGAGCAAGUGGUAUCAUGGCCUUUUCGCGAGCUGAUAGGAUCACUGAUGUGGGUGGCAACGCAAACGAGGCCAGAUAUCGCGAGGGGUAGUGUAGCAGGGUUGAGCAUGGAGGUGUUCGCAGACGCAGACUAUGCAAGUAAGGCUGCCGAUAGGAGGUAUGUGUCAGGAGGAUUGGUGAUUUGUGCGGGGGGAUGUAUUUCUUGGUUUUCAAGGACGCAGGAGUGCGUUACGUUGAGCACGACAAAGGCGGAGUAUGUCUCCCUUGUGGAUGUGAUGAAGGAAGUGUUGUUUCUGAGGCAGGUACGGCGUUUCAUGUUGCCAGAAGCAGGUAUGCCGUGUAUUCCGGUGUUCGAGGAUAACCAGGGGGCUAUUCAGUUGGCGCAGAACCCGAAUAGCAACAGUAACUCGAAGCACAUCGACGUAAGGCACCACUUUAUCAGAGAAUUGGUAGGCAGGAAGGAGAUUUCGAUUUUUCACGUGGAAUCAGCGUAUCAACAUGCUGACUUCCUCACGAAGGCACUUAACGCCGGAGAUGUUGAGUUUCAUCGUAUUUUCGUGAUGAGUGUUGGACAGGAACAACGGCAGAUUUGGAUAUAUUUGUGUUUGAUCAAAGAACUAGGGUGGCAUUGUUUUACAUUUUUGCCUAUGGUCUUCUCAAUGGAUGAUGUUCUAGACUGGGGGGCAAUUGGAUCGCUAUGACUAUCGAAGAACUACAACUGGAAUGAUCGGGGAUGGAAAUAUAUUUCUAUUAUACAUAUAUAUAUGUAUUUGCCUUCCGACAAUUGCAGAUGUGCCUCAGAAAACGUUCACUUAGUGUCUCAUACUCUACAUGAAUAUUAAACCAAUACGAAGUACAACAACAUGUGUAGACUUAUUUCUACUGUCACUGACAUCGUAAAAAUAUCUCCUCAACUUGAAAUAAAACCAAUGACAAUCCUCAAGGUAUCCGAAAUGCGUUCGUAAGCUUGCUAAAAUACUACUACUGUGCUGAUAGCCUCUUGUAAAAAAAGCUGAAAUCCAACAAAUGCUUUGAUCCAUGCUACAUCUCCGUGUUGGAAAAGCCCUUUCUUCGCCGUUCAUGAUAACAUCUUACCCUAUUCUACGCAAAUCUGUCCCAUUUACUCUCAAACAAGACGCCAACUUCAAACGAAAACGCAUUCUACGAUGCGUCUACACUCCAUCCCCAUAUCAUUGGCGUUGACUGGUCCGAGGUCGAUCUUGUUCGCCUGUUUUC
This is a messenger RNA of Ectocarpus sp. CCAP 1310/34, 2968 nucleotides long. NCBI's taxonomy places the organism in Eukaryota, Phaeophyceae, Ectocarpales, Ectocarpaceae. The record is from the annotation of a GenBank genome assembly.